UUUUAAUUAAAUUAUGUCAUUUCCUGCCAAGAAACUCAGAAUUUUAUGCCUGCAUGGUUAUUACAACAAUGUUGAUGUUAUGAGGUACCAAAUGGACUUCUAUAUGACUGCUUUCAAGGAUUUCGCUACUUUUGAAUUUCUUAAUGGUGUCUACAAGAUCGAUUAUGAAUAUGAUCCACAAAUAACAAAAUAAAUUUGAAGGGCCAUUCUAUGGAUGGGGGAAUCUUGACAUGGAAAGAGAACAAAUGACUGGGACCCUUGAAGCUACUAAUUAUGUUAUAGACUACAUCAACAAUACUGGCCCUUAUGAUGGAGUUUUAGGGUUCUCUCAGGGAUGACUUGUUGCUAGAUUACUGCUCAAAAAUAAAGAAUUACGUCAAUAUUGUAAAAAGCUUGACUAUCCUCUUAAUUUUGGAAUUCUGGUAGCUGCCUUGGCUUACUAUCACCUAAAUCCUUUCCAUGAUAGACCAGAAGACUACGAAAUCUUGCACACAAAGUAUGAACAACCUUUAUUCUAUCUUUAUGGGAAGAACGACCCUUUAAUUUAUUACAUUGAAAAGUGAGUAGUAUCAGAGGGAGAAUACUCUGUGUUUUUACAUGGAGGAAAGCAUAAAAUACCUAGACUCAUUGGCUCAAAUAUUGAACCUCUGCUAAGAUUCAUCUCAAAGAGGUAUUGGGACAAGUACAAAUCAGUGUUGGUCAUGUCAAAGCCAAUAGAUAAGGACUAUGAAAUAGAGUAUAUGAAUUCCUUUCAGAUUCCUUUGAGAAGUAAGAUUUAAAACUUAUAAGCAUGACAUCAUUAAUAAAAUGGUUC
This is a messenger RNA of Moneuplotes crassus, 814 nucleotides long. The record is from the annotation of a GenBank genome assembly. Lineage: Eukaryota; Ciliophora; Spirotrichea; Euplotida; Euplotidae.